AGUAUAUGGUGCGCAUAUUUGUAGUCCAGUGCUGUUGCAGGAAUACGUCAAUAGGUAGCAGCUUUGUUACGCAGCAAACUUAAAAUCAAUUGUAGUCUUAUUGUUGAUUCAUUUCUUUGACUCAAACAAACUUUUGUGUAUUGGUUUGGGUGUGAAUGUGAAAUGAAAUGUAUGGAGUUGUUUAAUAGUCGCGUGACCAAUGUUGUUUCUCCUAAUGACCUAUUGUAGCAUAGCUAUGUAGCUUAGUGAACGUCUAAAAGGAUAUAGGUUUAGUGUAGUACUAGUCGUUCAUGAAAGUUUCUUAGCUGUGACUACACUAAAUGCAACGUGGAUUAAUUUGCUUGCCUAAAGUAACGGUUUGUCUAAGAAAAUGCUAAACUCCUCACCCGUAUUAGUAGAUCCUAAGUGAGAAUUAAAAACUUAAGCAUUCCGAACGGAUUUUCUGAAAAUUGUGAUCUCAGCGUUUGAAUUUUAAUGACACCUUGUAUUUGUGGUUAACUAGUUUUGUAAUGUGUUAGGUUUCACCGACAGCGUAUUUGUAGUGUAAACUUUGAAGUAAACCCGUUUUAAACAAUGGGUGUGAUAUCAUUUGCUUUGAUUUUCUUCAUGAUUGGCUUGAAAGGAAUGGGUCUUGCCAAAACACCACAGAUUGAGAUUAUACCAAAAUAUGUCAUGGUUAAAACUGGUGACCAAGUUACUGUACUGUGUCGGGCUGGUGAGCCCACUGAGUACUGCCGGAUCACCACACCGUUUCAAAAAGUUAUCAUCCUGGCUCCUACCAGACCUCCGAAAGAAGGGUACAGUUAUGCAGGCGAAGGCCUAGAGAAUGGCCAGUGUGGCUUCAGAAUUGAUAAUGUUCAGGACCAGAAUAAUGGGAUUCAUGGCUGUUACAUGGGCCUUUCUGAUGAGGCUUCAGCUAACAUGACCAUUGUUGUUGCACGACCUCCAAGUGGUUUGCCUGAUUUAAGUGUGGAAUUCAGCUCUGCAGGGAAUAUCAAAAGCUCUGGUGCCUUGCAAGAAAAUGAUGUUUUUAGAGCUUCUUGUGCAAUUCGUUACAGCCGACCUGCCGCCAACAUCACCUGGUUUUUGGAUGGCAUUCAGAUACUUGAAGGGCUCUCGUAUGUAGCACAGGAACCACCGCACUGCAAUGAAGAAGGAUCACUUUGUUCAGUGAUGCAGAAUUUAACUAGAAGUGUGUCUUGGAAGGAUAAUGGAAAACGACUAGCUUGUGUGAUGGAUCAUUUUGCUCUAGAAAUAGGAUCCCAGAACCAGACAAUUUAUCAGCUAAAUGUGCAGUAUAAGCCCCGUGAUGAUGAAACUUCAACAGAGCAAUUUGGUUUUGAGAUUGGCAAACCUGGAAUGAUUGUUAAGCAUGUUCAUGCCAACCCCCGACCCACUUUCCAGUGGAACAUAGGAGAAGGGUUGUGGCUAAAUGAAGGCGAGCAUUCUGGUCGCUUUAAAGCAGAUGAAGCUAUUAACAAUGGACAUGGUGCGUGGUAUGGAACUCUUCACAUUGAUUCUUUGACUGCGAGUGAUGUUGAAAAAGUAUUUCAACUCCGAACCACAAAUAGUGUUGGAUCUACUGAUUAUCAAGUUUCAAUUUCUACUAUGGAUGUACCAUCAGGUGGAACCCUUGGAGCUGGUGCGGUUGUGGGCAUCGUGGCAGCUAUUUUGAUAGUUCUGAUCAUUAUUUUCCUUGUAGUAUUCGCCAGAACAACAGGUCGCUGGUGUUUUUCAGGAACCAACAGUAAUCACUUAAUCAAACCUGAUGAAACAGCAUCUGGAAUUAAUCCUUACGAACCAAUAAAGAAGCCAAAAAUAAAUGUUGCUAACAUUUUCAUAAAGAAGAAAGACAAAGUUGCUGAUGAUUCAGAAGAGUUAAAGGGCAAGACUGUGAUGACUGACCAGACAUCACCGGAGAAGAAACAAGGACAUGAUGUAGUCUAUGCAGAACUUGAUUUACAGCAAGUAACAAAGCCACCAAUUGUGCGUAGCGCUGAUGAAAAGACUGAAUAUGCUGAAAUUAUUCAUACUAAGACUAAAAAGGACAGUGAAAAUAAAUCUUAAACCUGCUUUUUACCCAUUUUUAUUGUUAUAUACUGUGUUAAACAAUAAUGAUUGAUCCAAUUUUAAAGUAGGGUUUGCUGGUAUUGUACAUAAGUAUAAAAUUCAAAUGUAUGAAUGUAUAAUUGUGUAAAUUUCCAAGUAUGAUGUGGCACCUUUAUUGUUGAUAUUGUAACAUCGUACUGAGUUUUUAUGUAUUUUGUACGUUUUUGUUUACCAAUGAUAGGGUAAGAGCCAAAAUCAUUUUUUGUACAUAGUAUUAAGCUUUUACAGCUGUAUAUUUUGCCAGUGUUAUACUUAAAACAAGUAAAGGGGAAAUUAAAGUAAAAAAUAUACUGGUAUACUUAGUAAUAUUUUGGAAAAUUUUGAAUUAUGAAUGUAUCAUUGUGUAAAUUUUAAUUUAUAAUGUGGCAGCUAAAUUGUGGAGUGUAUAAUAUUGGUACUGAGUUUUUAUGUAUUCUAUAAGUUUUUGAACUGAAUAGAUCUUAGAAUUUGAAUGUGUAAAAUUUUAUGUGACUUGGCAGCUUUUUUGUAAACUAUAUUCUGUGUGCUUUACAGAGCAAAAUACAAAAUGUGAGUUUAAUGAAGACUAAUAUUAUCUUUACUUUAAAAGUAUCUGACACAUAUUAAUCUCAUAUAUAUAGAUAAGGCUAAUAUUUAAGUUUUACAUUUUGCCAGUGUUAUAUGUAACCAAGACAAGUGAAUAGAAGAAAUCUGGUUGACAAUUAUGGUGGGAUUUUUUUAAUUAUUGCUUUUUUUUUUAAUGAAUUUCAAACCUGAUAAUUCUAACCACUUACCACUUGUAAAGUAGAUUCUGGGUUAAACUACUGCAGUGUUACUUUUGUGUUAUCCCUGUUCAUUUAAAGUAAGAUAUAAAGAAACUGUUAAAAAGUUAUGCAGUUAAGUCAAGUAAUGCCAUUUUCUUUGACUAUAUUCCUUUGUACUUACUGAAUCACAUAUAUACAAGCCAUGUCUGUUUAUAAAAAAAAUAAAAGUAAAACAUUAAA
Bacillus rossius redtenbacheri is the source of this 3071-nucleotide messenger RNA. RefSeq names its product fasciclin-3 (gene Fas3). The record is from RefSeq and is a predicted model, not a curated record. Lineage: Eukaryota; Metazoa; Arthropoda; Insecta; Phasmatodea; Bacillidae. The coding region runs from base 574 to 2067 and encodes 497 amino acids. The transcript is spliced from 10 exons.